Molecule: messenger RNA, 2192 nt
Organism: Talaromyces proteolyticus
Lineage: Eukaryota; Fungi; Ascomycota; Eurotiomycetes; Eurotiales; Trichocomaceae
Exons: 2
Coding region: 104-1972 (622 amino acids)
Biological process (GO): DNA-templated transcription; regulation of DNA-templated transcription
Cellular component (GO): nucleus
Molecular function (GO): DNA binding; DNA-binding transcription factor activity, RNA polymerase II-specific; zinc ion binding
Source: RefSeq, a predicted model, not a curated record
CCUAUCUCACCAGAUGCCCUUAUAUUUCGCGGAGUGAUAACCCAGUAGAGCCGUUUCUGCCCACCUCUCCUUCUCGUCUUGCCAGCUCAUCCCAUCAGCGGAUAUGGCUGCUCCCGGGUCUCGUCAGGUCAAGAGACCGCGGUUGUCGCUCAGCUGUGUCGUUUGUAGGGCUCGCAAGGUCCGCUGUGGGCGUGAGCAGCCCGAGUGUACCAACUGUACGCGAAUGAAUAAGAAAUGCGUGUACAAGACCAUGGUCCGUGACGAAUUGACCGGUCGUGUCCGACAGCUAUCCCUCAGUCCCAAAGACCGAGACCCCGCCGAGCUGAAUCUUCCGCACAGCAAUGAGUUGCCUGGCAGAUCCUCGAAUCUACUCUGGUCUCCACCCGCUGUAGCGACUGGUCUAACGGACUUGGGGGAAGCGCGUAUCCCGCACAUGAGCAGCAGUAGCAGUAGAAACAGGAGCUUAUCCGGCACCGACCCGGGCCAGUCCCGGACACAGCAGCAUCCAGUGCAUGGCGACCUGGCUAAUCCAACCGUGCCCUCGUGGGAGGAAGCCAUGCAGGUUCCCAGUGACCACAACAUUACCCGCCCUGCAAAUAGCAGGCCGCCCAACCAGCGAGCAUCAUCACAAAAUCCCAGCGAGAUACUGUCCCCUGACUAUCUCAGUCUGAGACGAGGGGCUCGCAUUCAAUAUAUUGGCAAGGCCUUUUGGGGGUUCGUCGCCGGACGGGAAAGUCUGAGUGAUAGCUUCUUCGACGAAAACCGCCAUGCUCUGCCUGACCUGCCGCUCCCGCAUAUCGCCGCCGCCAGCCUGGCCAACUUGUUGAGAUCCUUGCCCACCAAGCCCGUGUGUGAUGUGCUGCUCCAGGCCUUCUUCAUCGCCGUGUGGCCCCUUGCUCCCCUGGUGCACGCUCCCACCAUGCAAGCAGAGUACGAUGAUUUCUGGGAAUGGUGCCGGAAUAGUAACACUGUGAUGCCCCCAGCCAAGCUUCAAGAUGAUCCCACAUUCAUUAGUCUUCUAUUUGCUGUCCUGCUCUGUGGCGCUUCUGCCGCGCCUAUCACCAUCUGGGCAUCAGCCAGCCUACAGACUCUGCGGAAGGAGACGAUAGUGAAUCACUUGAAGUCAGCCUAUACGGCGAGUCUCUCCAUGAGUCAACAUCUCGAGCACCCAACAUUUAAUACUCUAGUCUCAACACUUCUAACAGGGCCAUUUGUGGACCAUCCUCGGGAGCCGAUGCGCAACCUUGUCUCUGUGAGCACAACCGUGCGCCUUGCGCAGACCAUGGGAUUUCAUUCGGAGUGGGCGUCGUCUGCGUUGGACCCAGUAACUCGGGAGAUGCGACGCCGCGCGUGGUGGCACAUUAUCUGGCUGGAUGUGCAGUCGAGCAUCUCCACUGGGCUACCCCUGUGCUGUGGGAGUGACAUGCAAGAGGCAGUGAGCAUGCUGGCCUGCACGCGGGAUGAAGAAAUUGGCAGUGUUUCUGCUUCCUCUCCACCGUCUGCCGAAUCGUCGACGUCGGGCGAGUCCGUGGCCAUGAUCUAUGCCAUCGGACGCUUCGAGACGGCCCGUCUGGAGUCGAUCAUUGUCACUCGCCUACAAAGCGCACAGGGGCUGACCCAUGAGGGGUUCCGAGAGCUGGUCACGGCCACAAAGCAACUUCAUCACAAGAUUAACGCUCUCCUCGCCAAGAUCCCCACGCGCGGAAUCCCGGAAAAGGGGUUCAUCCCAUCUCGCCUUGCAAACGCCUCCCCGCUCACGCACUCGUCUCUGUACAAGGACGAUGCGAACCAGCCCACUGUUUUUGCGGCCUGGACACGCAUCAUGCUUACGCUCCUCAAGUCUGAAGCGGCUAUCUUAUUGCAAAAGCCAUUUUUGCAGCCACCCGAAUGUGAGAACCCGCACGCGCGGAAGUCAUGGACCAGGUACGUCAUAGUCGGGAUUCCUAGGUGUCUCUCUUUCAUUCCUCUAUAAUUCCUUUGGAGAAAAACAAAAACAAAAACAAUUAAUUAUUCCAUGAUAUUUUGGCUAUAUCCUGUAUGCAAAAAAAAUCUGUUGUACAGACCUUAAAAACUCCUACAUAUACAUAUCGGAUCAGUUUCUUGUUGACCCGCUACUUCUAUGAUUAACUUAUGUUGGUAGUAUUGCGCAGCUCUGCUUGAGCUACCUGCGUAAUUAUUUGCAACUUUACCAA